AGACAAUCCACAAAUCACUUGUGUUUCUUAUUUUUCCGUAAUCAAUUUUACUUUGUUCGGAUAAAGUUGCAACCUUUUUUCUCGCUUUUCAUCAUCUUCUUUGAUUUUUCGAUUUCCGUAUCAAUCUUCUCUUUGUCUAAAAUGGAAGUUUCAGUGAUUGGAAAUCCUCAAACGAAGAAGAUCUACAGAGCAGAAUUAACGUACAGAGAGCUCGGGUUCAGACUCGGGUCCCAAAAUAUCUCCGGCGAUUCGAGAAACAGAGUUAGUUUCUUGACCCACCAAAGCUCGAAAUGGAAGGAGAUCAAGAUCCGCUCUUCUCCGAGGUCUGUCAGAUGCGAAGCCAUCGUCUCCGACCAAGCUCCCUUCCUGAAACCCACUCCAAACUCUAGAUCGCUUGAGAGCGUGAAACUAUUCGUUGGUCUUCCACUAGACACAGUAUCCGACUGCAACAACGUGAACCACUUGAAAGCCAUCACCGCUGGCCUCAAAGCCUUGAAGCUACUCGGCGUUGAGGGAAUCGAGUUACCAAUCUUCUGGGGUGUUGUUGAGAAAGAAGCUCCAGGAAAGUACGAAUGGUCAGGCUACUUAGCUGUUGCCGAGAUUGUUAAGAAGGUCGGACUCAAGCUUCACGCCUCACUCUCCUUCCAUGGAUCAAAACAUCCAGAGAUAAGUCUCCCUGACUGGGUGGCAAAGAUAGGUGAAGCUGAACAAGGGAUCUACUUCACAGACAGAUAUGGGAAACAGUACAAAGAUUGCUUGUCCUUUGCGGUUGAUGAUGUUCCUGUUCUUGAUGGGAAGACUCCUAUGGAGGUUUAUGGAAGCUUCUGUGAGAGCUUCAAGUCUGCUUUCUCAGAUUACAUGGGCAACACCAUCACGGGAAUCACAUUAGGUUUAGGACCAGACGGUGAGCUGAGAUAUCCUUCUCAUCAACAUGAGACAAAGGUCUCUGGGGCAGGAGAGUUCCAGUGUUACGACAAACACAUGCUAUCCGCGCUCAAACACUACGCUGAGUCCACAGGAAACCCUCUUUGGGGACUCGGUGGCCCACACGACGCUCCUGCUUACGAUCAACAGCCUCAUUCAACUCCUUUCUUCUCAGACGGCGGGUCCUGGGAGUCUCAGUAUGGUGAUUUCUUCUUGACUUGGUACUCGUCUCUUCUCACCUCCCAUGCAGACAGAGUCCUCUCUGUUGCUUCAUCAGCAUUUAAGGGCUCUGGAGUGUCUCUAUGUGGGAAGUUACCUCUCUUGCACCAAUGGAACAAGCUAAGGUCUCAGCCUUCUGAGCUAACAGCUGGUUUCUACAGCUCUGGUGGUCAUGACAGGUACGAGGCUAUCGCGGAGAUCUUUGCUAAGAACUCUUGUAAGAUGAUUAUCCCUGGGAUGGAUCUAUCAGACGAGCAUCAAUCACCGGCCUCUCUCUCGAGCCCCGAGUCAUUACUUGCACACAUCAAGACAUCAUGCAAGAGACAAGGAGUGGUUGUUUCAGGGCAAAACUCGGCUGCCUCAGUCCCUGGUGGGUUUGAGAGGAUCGUUGAGAAUCUGAAGGAUGAGAGUGUUGGAGUUGAUCUGUUUACUUACCAGAGAAUGGGAGCAGUUUUCUUCUCACCUGAGCAUUUCCAUGCUUUCACUGUCUUUGUUCGGAACAUGAACCAGUUCGAGCUGUCCUCAUAUGAUCAAGCAGUAGAGGGAGAUAAGGCCAAGACAAUGAGCAUAGGUUCAGGCACUACUGGUGCAGCUAGUUUGCAAACUGCCUGAUGAAUAUUUAAACUCAUAUUUUAUAACGUAAAUAAGAAAGUCUUAGCAUUUAUA
Brassica oleracea var. oleracea is the source of this 1809-nucleotide messenger RNA. RefSeq names its product inactive beta-amylase 9. Lineage: Eukaryota; Viridiplantae; Streptophyta; Magnoliopsida; Brassicales; Brassicaceae. Gene Ontology annotation, molecular function: beta-amylase activity. Gene Ontology annotation, biological process: polysaccharide catabolic process. Bases 142 to 1755 code for a protein of 537 amino acids. The transcript is spliced from 3 exons. The record is from RefSeq and is a predicted model, not a curated record.